Scophthalmus maximus (turbot) is the source of this 6173-nucleotide messenger RNA. It is a transcript of the gene kdm5c, whose product is annotated as lysine (K)-specific demethylase 5C. Gene Ontology annotation, cellular component: nucleus. Gene Ontology annotation, biological process: chromatin remodeling. Gene Ontology annotation, molecular function: histone demethylase activity; DNA binding. The transcript is spliced from 29 exons. Lineage: Eukaryota; Metazoa; Chordata; Actinopteri; Pleuronectiformes; Scophthalmidae. The record is from RefSeq and is a predicted model, not a curated record. The coding region runs from base 418 to 5190 and encodes 1590 amino acids.
GGACGUGGCGUGAAGAGUUCAGCUUGUGCUGCGGUCGUGAGAAAAAAAAAACUAAGAUGGCGUCUCGUCAAGAAAGAUAGGAUGUCCUGACGAGAGUGAUGGUGGCGAUCGACGAAUGAUUGAUAACGACACAACCGAUACACGUCCGACACUCCGGUUCUCUGCUGAACGAACCCGCCGAGGCUCCGAACCCGCGUCGCUCGGCCGAACGGAGCCGAUGGAGACGCGAGGCUGAAACACGGUCAACUUCGCUAGCAGCGGUAGCUAGCUGGCUAGCUAGCUUAGCUUAGCCAACCGGAGCGAGCACCGCUGGCCGACGUUAGCCAACCACCACCCGCACCCGCCCCACAACAACAGAGGCAGGAGAGCGGCCACCAGCCGCGUCACAGCCCGGGACAUCGAGGUGUCUUCGGGGCGAUGGAAGGGGAAGAGUUCGUGGCUCCUCCGGAGUGUCCCGUGUUCGAGCCGUCAUGGGAGGAGUUUCAGGAUCCGCUGGGCUACAUCGCCAAGAUUCGGCCAAUCGCAGAGAAGUCUGGAAUCUGCAAAAUUCGACCUCCACAGGACUGGCAACCGCCAUUCUCCGUGGAGCUCGACACCUUCCGCUUCACCCCGCGCAUCCAAAGGCUCAAUGAGUUGGAGGCGGAGACCAGAGUGAAGCUGAAUUAUUUGGACCGCAUCGCCAGGUUUUGGGAGAUCCAGGCGUCCUCGUUGAAAAUCCCACACAUCGAGAGACGCAUCCUCGAUCUCUUCGGCCUGUCAAGGAUUGUGACGGAUGAAGGAGGGUUUGAGAUGGUGUGUAAGGAGCGGCGCUGGGCUCGCGUGGCCCAGAGGCUCGGCUACCCGCCGGGCAAGAACAUCGGUUCUCUGCUGCGCUCACACUACGAAAGGAUCGUCUACCCGUUUGAAAUGUUCCAGUCGGGCACCAGCCUGCCGCAUUGCAAGCCGAAGCACUACGACGGUGAGGAUGUGGAUAAAGAAUACAAGCCCCACUCCAUCCCCCUGCGACAGUCUGUGCAGCCGUCCAAGAUCAGCACCUACGGUCGCCGAGCGAAGCGAUGUCAGCCUGACGGUCCAGAGGAUCUGACCCCUCAUCCUCUCUCCACUGGUUCUCCACUCAUCUCUGCGCCUGAACCGACAGAGGAAGACAUCGAGAAGAACCCAGAGUUGAAGAAGCUGCAGAUCUACGGCGCAGGGCCCAAGAUGAUGGGGCUCGGUCUGGUCGCCAGGUAUAAAGGCAUGAGGAAGAAAGACGAGCUGCCUCAGACUGUUACCAUCAAAGAGGACGUGUCGGCGGCGCCCACUGACGCCUCAGUCAAAGCUGAGCCGCCGGAGCCUCAGGAGAAGCUGAGCGAAGGGGAAACAUCCAGUCCGCCGCCGGCACCAGCCAGCAUCACCGUCAAAACAGAGGUGAAGAAAGAAGAACCAGAGAAUGGCAAAGGCACUGAGGAGGAGGAAAAUGAUGCAGAUAAACCUUGCACCAAGAUGACCAUGAGGCUCCGACGCAACCUCAACAACCCGCAGUGUGUGGAUUCCUUUGUGUGUCGGAUGUGUGGUCGCGGAGACGACGAUGAGAAACUGCUGCUGUGUGACGGCUGUGAUGAUAACUACCACAUCUACUGUCUCCUGCCCCCACUCACCGACGCCCCCAAAGGCAACUGGCGAUGUCCCAAGUGUGUGGCAGAGGAAUGCAAGAAGCCGGCAGAAGCGUUUGGCUUUGAACAAGCGACACGCGAGUACACUCUGCAGAGCUUUGGGGAAAUGGCCGACGCCUUCAAAGCAGAUUACUUCAACAUGCCGGUCCAUAUGGUUCCCACUGAGUUGGUGGAGAGGGAGUUCUGGAGGCUGGUCGGCAGCAUCGAGGAAGACGUGACCGUUGAGUACGGAGCCGACAUACACUCCAAAGAGUUUGGCAGUGGUUUCCCGAUGAACAACGGUCAGAGGAAGCUCACAAAGGAAGAGGAGGAAUAUGCUCGCAGUGGCUGGAACCUGAAUGUGAUGCCGGUGCUGGAACAGUCGCUCCUGUGCCACAUCAACGGAGACAUCUCCGGUAUGAAGGUGCCGUGGCUGUACGUCGGCAUGGUGUUCUCCGCCUUCUGCUGGCACAUCGAGGAUCACUGGAGCUACUCCAUCAACUACCUGCACUGGGGAGAACCCAAGACGUGGUACGGAGUUCCCUCUGUGGCCGCGGAACGACUGGAGGAGGUGAUGAAGAAGCUGACGCCAGAGCUGUUUGAGUUCCAGCCCGACCUGCUGCACCAACUCGUCACCAUCAUGAACCCCAACAUCCUCAUGUCUCACGGUGUCCCGGUCGUGCGCACCAACCAGUGCGCUGGUGAGUUCGUCAUAACCUUCCCCAGAGCCUAUCACAGCGGCUUCAACCAGGGUUACAACUUUGCAGAAGCGGUGAACUUCUGCACUGCGGACUGGCUUCCUGCUGGCCGCUCCUGUAUCGAGCACUACCGACGCCUCCGGAGAUAUUGUGUCUUCUCCCACGAGGAGCUCACCUGUAAAAUGGCCGCCAGCCCCGAGAAACUGGAUCUGAACCUGGCUGCGGCUACGCACCGGGAGAUGUUCAUCAUCGUUCAGGAGGAGAGGAAGCUUCGGAAGGGUCUGAUGGAGAGGGGCAUCACAGAGGCUGAGCGUGAGGCAUUCGAGCUGCUGCCUGACGACGAGAGACAAUGUGAUAAAUGCAAGACCACGUGUUUCCUCUCGGCUCUGGCCUGUUCCAAGUGCCCCGAGCGCCUGGUGUGUCUCUACCACACUCAGGAUCUGUGCAACUGCCCCACGGAAAAACUCUACCUCAGGUACAGAUACACCCUGGAUGAGUUGUUGGCCAUGCUGCACCGAUUGAAGGUCCGAUCGGAGUCUUUUGAUUCGUGGGCCAACAGAGUGAAAGAAGCUCUGGAGCAAGAAGAGGGAAACAAGAUAGGUAUUGAUGACCUGGAGACGCUGAAGACCGAAGCGGCAGAAAAGAAGUUUCCAGACAACGAACUUCUCCGGAAACUCAACAAAGUUCUUAAAGACAUCGAGCGCUGCCGGCAGACGAGUGGCGAGCUCCUCGAUGACUCAACGACACGGGAGAAUAAGAUGAGUCUGGCCGAGCUGAAGUCUUUGGUGGAGACGAUGAACAAUCUGCCCUGUGUGAUGAUGAAGCUGGAGGAAGUGCAGGCGGUUCUUCAGACGGUGGAGGAUUUCCAGCGCCAGGCUCAGGCCCUGGUCAGUGACCGGGACUGGAGGAGGGACUCUCCGCCGCCCGAGCAGCUGCAGACGCUGUUGGACGAGGGCGGCAAGCUGCCCGUCGUGGUGCCGGAGUGCGAUUCUCUCCGAGGCCUGAAGGAGCAGGGCCACUGGCUGGCAGAGGUGAGGUGCACCCUGGGCACGGAGGGAGGCGGCCGGCAGGAGGUGACGCUGGACGUGCUGAGGAACCUGAUGCAAGCGGGCUGCAACGUGCCCCAGAGCGUCUCCGUGGAAACUGCCAUGGCGGAGCUUCAGGAGCUGCUCACCAUCGCAGAGCGUUGGGAGGAGAAGGCUCAGAUCUGCCUAGAGCAGAGGCAGAAACACCCUCUCUCCACCCUGGAGGCGAUAGUGAACGAGGCCCAGCUCAUCCCCGUCAAGCUUCCCAACAUCCUGGCUCUGCAGUGCUGCCUCACACGAGCACGGGCCUGGGUCACGGACCUGGAGGAAAUCCAGAACGGGGAGCACUACCCGUGUCUGGACGACCUGGAGGGGUUGGUGGCCAUCGGGAGGGACCUGCCCGUCUUCAUGGAGGAGCUGAGGCAGCUGGAGCUGCAGGUGGCCAGCGCCCACUCCUGGAGGGACAAGGCCACCAAGACCUUCCUGAAGAAGAGCAGCCAGCACAGUCUGCUGGAGGUCUUAUGUCCGUGUGCAAAGAGGCGAGAGCGUCGAGACGGGACAGAGGCGUUGGACGAUUUAUUAGAAGACUCUGACACCAACACUCUGGGCCUCUCGGCUCAGGACCUGAGGGAUCCGGCAGCCAUCGUGGUGGCGUUCAAGGAAGGCGAGCACCAGGAGAAGGAGGCGCUGCUGAGGCUACAAAAAUCCAACAUGUGUAAAUCUGGACUUCGCGCCGCGGGUCACAAGGAGAACAAGGAGAACGGGAGGUGGGACGACCGCAUGGAGACAGACUCGUCCGGCCGCUCAGAGAACUCUGUGAAGGAGAAUGGCGGCGGCUCCUCUGCUCAGUCGGUGUGUGUGUGCGCCGCGCCGCCUCGCGCCCCGCAGCUCCGCUGCCACCUCUGUAAGGACUGGUUCCACGGUGGCUGCGUUCCAUUCCCCUCCCUGCUCCCCGCCUCUGGAGCGCCGACUAACCCACUCUGCUGGUGGGACUGGGACUCACGCUUCUUGUGUCCGCGGUGCCAGCGGUCGCGGCGUCCGCGCCUGGAGACCAUCCUGGCGCUGCUCGUGGCCCUGCAGAGGCUGCCGGUGCGUCUGCCAGAGGGCGAGGCCCUGCAGUGCCUCACAGAACGGGCCAUCACCUGGCAGGGCCGAGCCAAAGAGGCGCUGGAGACGCCCGAGCUGCAGCGGGCGCUUCAGACGCUACAGGAACUCAAAGAGACACUCCGUCGUGACGCGGCAGAGAAACGGGAAGAGGGAGUGGGAAAGGAGACGGAGAGGAGCUCCGUCAUCGUUCUGUCCGACUCGGAGGGUGGAGAAGGAGAAGACGGAGUCAUCGACCUGACGGACGAUAACUCACCCAAGAAGAAAACCAAGGAAACUAACGGCACUCAGGCUGGAUGUGAAAACGGCGUCAGCAGAAAGGGGAAUGUUACAGGUGUGAGCUCUCUGCUGCCCCUGCUGCCGGUUCUGAAGGGGCAGGUGGUGGAUCUGUCCCAGGAGACCUGGGUCCAGCUGGAGCAGCUGCAGCUGGAGGGAGAUCUGCUGGAAGUGUCUCUGGACCAGACGCACGUCAUCCACCGGGUUCUCCAGGCGUUCUCCCUCCCACCCAGAGAAACUCUGCACACACUCAUUCAGAUCGAGCUGGAGGAGCAGAGACGAAGCAGCCGAAGCCGAGUCAAGGACUCGAAACGGAAGAGGAAGGGUCACAGGGGUGGCGGGGGGGAGGGGGCAGGUGAAAGGUCACUGGACGCCUCAGAGUCAAAGAAAACCUGCCCCCUCAGCCACAGCCCCUCCCCCCACCAACCUGCCCACACCCACCCAGAGAUUUUGUGAUGCAGUCGACGCCGGAGCUCUGUGUGUAACCCGAUUGGUUGGAGGAGCAGAAGGGGCGGAGCUUUCUGUGCCAGAAAACAGUGUCAACCUAUAGAAAAAUGCAGGACAUCCCCCCCCUCCCCCCACACCCCUCUCAUCCAUCACAGAGCGACGACGAAUCUUCUUCUACACUCCUUCGUCUUCAUCCAUGACUCAGACGCCUCUCUUUGUUCCGACCCAGACCUCCUCGUCCUCCUCGUCCUCCUCCUCCUCGUCCUCCUCGUCCUCGUCCUCCUCGUCGUCCUCCUCCUCCUCCUCAUCCUCCUCCUCCCUGUGAACAUGUUGAGACUGUCGGGCCGAUGUGGGUCAGAACGUAGGUCUAGACUUUGUCUCGGAGGUCGGUCAGUGUGCUCACGUUAUCCCACUUGUAUUAAGAGUCUGUUGGAUAAGCUACGUUACUUCAGACGUAAUGUUCCGAUUGUCUUGUUCAGACGGUGGCGUUCCGACGCGGAGGUCCAGCAGCUGAUCGUAGAACAGCGCCGUGGUUACACUUGUAUUUUUUUAGUUGUAUUGAAUCUCCUGUGUUUGAUGCCGUUUCCAGGGGAUAUGCAUUUUUUGGAAUAAUCUGAGUAAAUUUUGGGGAAGUGUUAUAAACAGGCAUUAAUGUUUUUGGUGCUACUUUCCCAAAAUGGAUACCUGUACCUCUCGGUUCUCUCACCUCCUCUUUCCUCCACCUUUUAUUUUUUAAGCUCUUUUCCUUUUGACUCCGUCUGUUCUUCUUCUCCUCCCUCAUUCUCUCUCUUUUCAGAUUAAGGUAACUUCACUGUAACUCACUUUGUCACAGAUUAUUUUGUUUUCUGGGUUCAAAUUAUUAUUAUUAUUAUUAAUAUUAUUAUUGAUAUUGCAGACACACAGUUGUCGUGAGUUUGUGUAUAAACUUUUCAUUUUAAUGUUGCCUUUGUUUCUUUUCACUCUUGUUAGAAAAAUAAAGGUUUAGAAUUGUU